Molecule: messenger RNA, 2094 nt
Organism: Papilio xuthus (Asian swallowtail)
Lineage: Eukaryota; Metazoa; Arthropoda; Insecta; Lepidoptera; Papilionidae
Gene: Mod(mdg4)
Product: Mod(mdg4)-heS00531
Exons: 8
Coding region: 133-2037 (634 amino acids)
Biological process (GO): regulation of transcription by RNA polymerase II
Cellular component (GO): nucleus
Molecular function (GO): DNA binding; protein binding
Source: RefSeq, a predicted model, not a curated record
ACAGCACUCAAACGGGGAGGACGUGGCGUGGAUUGAUUAGAAACAUAACUUAUUUUUUCUUUUAAAUGUUUCUAAUGUUGGAAUUAUAAAGUACAAAGCUUAGGAUAGGUUUUCAAAGAAGUCGCCGCCAUCAUGGCGUCGUCCGACGAACAAUUUUCACUAUGCUGGAACAAUUUCCAUGCGAAUAUGUCAGCAGGCUUUCAUGGCCUGCUGUCACGUGGAGAUUUGGUCGAUGUAACCUUGGCUGCCGAAGGCAGAAUUUUACAAGCACACAAAUUAGUUUUAUCCGUAUGUUCUCCAUACUUUCAAGAAAUGUUUAAAAUGAAUCCAAACCAGCAUCCGAUAGUAUUUUUAAAAGAUGUUAGUCAUUCAGCGCUAAGAGACUUAUUACAGUUUAUGUAUCAAGGUGAAGUUAAUGUUAAGCAAGAAGAAUUAGCGUCGUUUAUUAGUACCGCGGAACAACUUCAAGUUAAAGGUUUAACCGGUAACCAAAAUGAAGAAAGUUCCACGCCAUCCAAACCAAAGCCGACCUCGCGGCCAGGCCCGAGGUCGUCACAACAACGGAUAUCUGCUAAGUUAGAGACUGAUUUAGAUUCUAAGCCCUCCUUAACUCCAGUAGCAAUUAAGAGACCAAAUAGGCCAUCAAUAGCAUCAAAUAAUUCUUCAUCAUCUCAAAGUGGACCUGCAAAAAGGAAAUGUGUUGACCCAUUAGAAGCUGGACCCUCUGGUUCUACAAAAGAUGAAUUUGUGACGAUACCGGACGAAGAUGAAAACAACGCUGUGGCACCGAAAAUGGAACCUGAAUUUGUUAACGAAAGCAUGUGGGAUGAUGACGAUGAAGGCGCUAACAAUGACGAAACGAAUUUUGGCGAAGAUGACUCUAAUAUGGAAAUGUCUGGUUUUGAUGGCUCUGCGACUGGCGAUGGCAAUAUAUCUGGAGGUGGGGAGGGUGGAGCUGUUGGGGAUGCACAAGACAUUUUACCAGAAUGGAUCUCAAUAUACUAUCUAAAAAUAUCAGAGAAUGAACAGAAAUGUAAUGUAUGUGAAACAAUCAUUGAAGCUGAUGAGAAAUCUUUUACACUAUUCAAUCAUAUUAAAGAUAAUCAUAAAGAUGUUUAUGAUAUACAUAAAAACGGUACCGAAAGUUCUGUUGGGUUUCAAAUUGAGUUCCUACAUUUGUUAAAAGAUGAUGAUCCAAAAACUCAACCGAUGGUACUCGGACAAGUUUGUGAAACAAUGAUAUGUGAAAAUAAAACUGAACUUAAGAAUGUUGACGAGAAUGAAGAUUUGCAAUUUGUUUUGAUACCAACAAAAAAGAAGACAAACAAAAAAGGUGCGAACCGUAUGAUUCAUGAGAAUCGAAGACGAAGCUGGGUGUGGAAAUAUUUUAAGAAAAUGAGUAAUGUUAUAUACCGCUGUACAUUAUGUGAUGUUGUGCUAUCAAUAAAGGCAUGUAACACAAACAAUAUGAACAGGCAUGUACGAGCAAGACAUCCUAAUAUAUAUAAAACUGAAGUUGGAAUGAAAAUAGACCAAGAUUCAGAUGUUACUACUGAAGAUAUUUCAGUAAGUCAGUCUUCUCCGCAAAUCAAGGAGGAAGACCAAAAUGUUAUUGUUGAGGAAACAGAUAUGGAUGAUGCUUAUUACGAUAAUUGUUUUGCAGAGGCUUUGGGUCAGAAGCAACGACGAAGCUGGGUAUGGUCGUACUUUACUCGCGUGUCGAAAACAUUGGCACAGUGCAAACUUUGCAAACGGAACAUCUGUCAUGGUGGUAAUGCGACUGGCAACAUGAACCGACAUCUCAAGAUGGUACAUCACAAGACCGGAGGUGAGGGAAGCUUUGCAAUAGAAGACAACAGUUGGGUUUGGAAAGUGUUUGAUUGUAUUGAAGAUGAUUUUUACUCAUGUAAAAUAUGUCAAUACAAAUGUAUGAAGUUUGAAGACAUGGAGAGAAGUGUCAAUUGCAUAUUGGAACAUCUCAAAAUAGAACAUGGCGUCGUGUCUGGUGAUCAAAUCGUGAUUGAUACAGAUUUUUGAGGGUAUUUGUGAAUUUUUUUUUAUCAUAAAUUAUUAAAUAUUCAAUGUAAAUACAUU